CUCAAACCUUACUAUUUCCUUUGAUACACCAAAUCUCCAAUCAGCUAAGACAAACCAAAAAAAAAAAAAAAAUGGCAAGCAUGAGUCUUUCAAUGAGCCCAAAAAUCUUGCUUGCCAAUAAGCCAAGCACCAAUUUUGAAGCACCAAAGUUAUGUAACAUGGUCACGUACGUAAAAAAUAGGAACAUCCAUGCAAGGCGCUUGGUAAUGGUUCGAGCAGCACCCGAUAAGCUGUCGGACAACGUGGAGAAGAGCAUCAAGGAAGCGCAGGAGACGUGUUCCGAUGACCCGGUAAGCAGCGAGUGUGUCGCGGCGUGGGACGUGGUGGAGGAGGUGAGUGCGGCAGCUAGCCAUGCUAGGGACAAGGCCAAGGAAACUGAUCCGCUUGAGGAAUAUUGCAAGGAUAACCCUGAGACUGAUGAAUGCAAGACCUAUGAUAAUUAAUAAUAAGUACUACUUCUAUUACUUUGGAGUAAUAUAUAUUUUGUUGUAUACUUUGUUUUAAUUAGUUGUUAUUAUUAUAGGAUGUUUGUUGAAUUUCAUCAUUAUCAAAUCAAUUAAAUUAUGCAUGGGGUUACAUAUAUGAUGAAAUUAAGGAGGUUUAUUGUAUGCUCAAAAGGGUGGGGUGACAUUUUAAUUACCCUUGGAUAAGAGUUUACAUGUCAUUAUGAAUUGGUUAUGUAAAUGACUAAAUGCAUAAGAACUUUUUACCUAAA
This is a messenger RNA of Beta vulgaris subsp. vulgaris (sugar beet), 715 nucleotides long. Its product is annotated as calvin cycle protein CP12-1, chloroplastic. The transcript has a single exon. NCBI's taxonomy places the organism in Eukaryota, Viridiplantae, Streptophyta, Magnoliopsida, Caryophyllales, Amaranthaceae. The record is from RefSeq and is a predicted model, not a curated record. Bases 72 to 443 code for a protein of 123 amino acids. Gene Ontology annotation, biological process: negative regulation of reductive pentose-phosphate cycle. Gene Ontology annotation, cellular component: chloroplast.